Klebsormidium nitens is the source of this 1689-nucleotide messenger RNA. The record is from the annotation of a GenBank genome assembly. NCBI's taxonomy places the organism in Eukaryota, Viridiplantae, Streptophyta, Klebsormidiophyceae, Klebsormidiales, Klebsormidiaceae.
GCUCAACUUCAAUUUAAAAGGGAGGGCGCAAAGCAGAAGAGCGUCGUGUGGCCAACUGCUGAAGUUCCACGUUCAGUAGGCGCCAUUGGGGAGUACUGAUUGAGCUGCUGUGUUUCUGUCUUCUGGAAAACUUGAGAAGAAGUCUUUUUCCUGCUCCUGUGUUGCUUUCAUAAGCCUUUGGAAUAGGAAGGCGCAACGAAAAGACAGUGUAGCAGAAACGCGGCGUUGCAAUGGCGUCUGCGGUUGCCGGUGUGGCCGUUCGCUCGUUUGCUCAGGGAAUAGUCCAGAGGACCAAGCUUGGCCAGCGCAGUGAAAGGUCCGGUCAUCUUCCUGUGGAUGCCACCAGCCGUUCCGCUUUCAAUGCACUGCAUUCGUCACAACAUGGAGAGAGCAGAUGCAAGGUAUCUAGGUUGUGCGGUGGUCGAUCAGUUGCGGGACGCCAAUCAGAACGGCUGAAAGGGUUCAAGCUUCCGACUGCGAGCCGGCAAAUGAAAGGGAGGAGAGGGGCUCCAGUGUGCUCAAUGGCAGGCACGGCCGCGGGAGAUACGCCCGUCGAGGAGCCCGCAAAAGAGACUGAAGAACAAAAGAAAUCGACUUUUGGGUCCAAGCUGCGAGCAAUCCUCUUCUACGUCACAACGCUGCUCAUCGCCAUCCCUCUGUUUGUGGUCAUGCUGGUUAUCUUCCCCUUCCAGUACCUCUUUGACAAAUACCGCCGCCGGGGCCUACACGUCGUGAACAAUCUGUGGGCUAAUCUGACGACGGCGCUCUUUUACAAGAUUGAAGUCAUCGGCGCAGAAAAUCUUCCGCCAAAAGGCACGCCCGCAGUGUACAUCGCCAACCACCAGAGCUACCUGGAUAUCUUCUCGCUGUUCCGGUUAUGGGUGCCCUUCAAGUUCGUGUCGAAAACAAGCAAUUUCCUGCUCCCCAUCGUCGGCUGGUCCAUGUUCCUGACGGGGCACAUUCCGCUCAAGCGGAUGGACGCGCGGAGCCAAGCGCAAUGCCUCAAGGCGUGCCGAACGAUGCUCGACAACGGGGGAUCCGUGAUUUUCUUCCCGGAGGGCACGCGCUCCCUGGACCAGAAACUAGCGCCGUUCAAGAAAGGAGCUUUCAGCAUAGCCACCAAAGCAAAGAUGCCGAUCGUCCCCAUUACACUCGUCGGCACCGGCAAGCUAAUGCCGAGCGGCCAAGAGGGCUCGUUGCAUUCGGGCGGUGUCAAGAUCAUCGUGCAUCCGCCAAUGAUGGGCACGGACCCAAACCAACUAAUGGCAGACUCUCGGGAAGUCAUCUACAAUACGCUGGUUGAGUAUGGUGCCGAAACAUAGGCACGCCUAAAAGAAGUAAUUGAGGUCCGUCCGCCAGUGCUUUGCCUUUGAGAUACUGGCCCGCUUAGAUCAGAGAAUCAUGCUAAGGUGAUUGGUUUCUCAGAAAGUUUCCGUUAUAAGGAAGGUAUUUGUCCCGGUCUUGAGUCAAAGCGACAUUAAGAUACGUUACAGGUGUUCAUCUCUGAGAGUGUAAUCAGAAACCUAUGAUUGAAUAUGGCCGUGUAGUCAACGCCGCUGGGCCGGGCCGGGCUGAAAGACGUGCACCUAAAGCACUCCUUCGACGGUCAGGUCAUCAAUAGCGCGAUUGAAAGGCGACCCGAUGCAUAAGGACACCAAACAUUCGUUGCUGAUUUCUGCUGGUUUCGCA